Molecule: messenger RNA, 2291 nt
Organism: Ricinus communis (castor bean)
Lineage: Eukaryota; Viridiplantae; Streptophyta; Magnoliopsida; Malpighiales; Euphorbiaceae
Exons: 2
Coding region: 765-1928 (387 amino acids)
Biological process (GO): N-acetylglucosamine metabolic process; protein N-linked glycosylation
Cellular component (GO): membrane
Molecular function (GO): beta-1,4-mannosylglycoprotein 4-beta-N-acetylglucosaminyltransferase activity
Source: RefSeq, a predicted model, not a curated record
AAUCUACCAAGCUACCCUUAUUUAGAAACCUUAAUCAAGUAGGACUCGAGGGCACAUUAGGAAUAAUAAUAAACUAGAUAAGAUUACAAAAAUAUAAAUCCAAUUUAUUUUAGGAUAAAAAGUUUAAUUUCGAAAAGAAAAAAGAAAAUUUAAAAACAAGCAAAAAAACCGGCUCCUUAUAAUAUGCGAAAUAACUGCCUAUAAAUGCCAGAUCAGCACAAUCCUUGUUGGAGCCAGUUUAUUACAAUAAAUCCACUCACAUAGUAAACUCCGGAUUUCGGAAUCCACAACCGUUAGAUUAGAAGUUUUCAAAAUAUUAUGACGAUCAGACGGUGAUAAUACAAUUACAACAUGAUUUUUUCUUUCUUUUGAGGGAAUUGAUGUUGGAGAAAUCAUUUUAUAGAGAGAGGAAAUGAAUUUUUGUGAAUGUGUACGUUUCUAAAAAUCAGUCUAUAUAAUGGUGGUGUAGAAUAUACAGAAAGGCGGAAGGUUAUUUUUUAUAUUAUUAUUUUUAUUUAUCUGGUGAAAGAGCGAAAACAACAUAAAACCACUAAACGGCUAUUGUUGUAUUUGUGGGAGAAGGAGAAACAGAGAUGUUCUUUAUGUCCUAUUUUUAUUUUUCGGAAUUUCUGUUUUAGAAAGGUUUUUUUUUUUGCUCGUCAAAAUUUAUAGCAAUAGUUGUUGCAGAAAUAUAUAGAGAGAUAACAAGGUGUGUGUUCUUUUGAUCUGGGUUUUAGAAAUCAACAACAAUUUGAUUAAGAAACAUGUCUGACGGGUAUUAUAGUUCCAAGAAAACUGAUGAUAUAUGUGAAGAAGUUUGUGGCCAGCAGUCCUCUCGUGCAGCUUUGAGCAUGUCAAGACUGAAAUGUAUCCUGCGAGGAUUGGAUUUCAAGACUUAUAUAUUCUUGUUCCUAAUUAUUCCAUUAGGAAUAUUUGGAUUGUAUUUGCAUGGCCAGAAGAUCUCUUACUUUCUGAGACCAUUAUGGGAAUCUCCUCCGAAGCCUUUUCAUAUAGUUCCUCAUUACUAUCAUGAGAAUGUAUCGAUGGAAUCUCUUUGCAGACUUCAUGGAUGGGGAAUUCGUGAAUCUCCGAGACGGGUUUUUGAUGCUGUUUUAUUCAGCAACGAAGUAGAUAUUCUUACCAUUAGAUGGAAUGAAUUAUAUCCUUACAUAACACAAUUUGUUCUCCUUGAAUCAAACUCAACAUUUACUGGCCUACCCAAAUCUUUGGUUUUUGCACAUAACCGGGACAAAUUUAAAUUUAUAGAGCCUCGUCUGACUUAUGGGACAAUUGGAGGGAGAUUUAGGGAAGGUGAAAACCCCUUUGUUGAAGAGGCUUAUCAGAGAGUAGCACUGGACCAGCUCAUUAGAAUAGCUGGUAUUGAAGAUGAUGAUUUGUUGAUUAUGUCUGAUGUUGAUGAGAUUCCUAGUGCUCACACAAUUAAUCUCUUGAGGUGGUGUGAUGACAUCCCAUCUAUUCUUCAUCUUCAGUUGAGAAAUUACUUGUACUCUUUUGAGUUUUAUCUGGAUAGCAAGAGCUGGCGUGCUUCAGUUCACAGGUAUGUGGCAGGGAAAACUAGAUAUGCACAUUAUCGCCAAGCAGACGAUCUUUUGUCAGAUUCAGGUUGGCACUGUAGCUUUUGCUUUCGCUACAUAAGUGAUUUUAUAUUUAAGAUGAAAGCUUAUAGCCAUUAUGAUCGGGUGAGGUUUUCUCAUUUCUUGAAUCCAAAAAGAGUUCAGGAUGUCAUUUGUAAAGGUACUGAUCUAUUUGAUAUGAUUCCCGAAGAAUACACAUUCAAAGAGAUCAUAGGGAAGAUGGGUCCAAUUCCUCAUUCUUAUUCAGCAGUUCAUCUUCCUUCACAUUUACUGAAUAAUGCUGAUAAGUACAGAUAUCUCUUGCCUGGUAACUGUCAGCGAGAACGUGGCUGAAUUGCUGAAAUUUCUUGGAAAGUGAGGCAUAUUUGUAAAUGUUGGAAGAUGCAUGCUGUGCUUCACACCGAAAAGAGCUGUAUCAGGCACUCCAUGGCAAUGGUGUGGCAGUGGCAUUGGUAUAGGUAGACAUAGAGCUUGUGUUCAACAAAUCCAUGCCAUUCUUUUAGAGAGAUGUUGGGAUGAAAGUUUGUUCCUUUUUCUAGAGGUAACCAAUUUUUGCUGGGGGGGUGGGGGGGGUAGCUUGUUAGAGUAUAGCUUUGCAUGUAUGCCUGCCUCUUGUUGGUACGGCGUACCUCCAAAAUUUAAAUGAUUAAUGAUAUUUUCCCAGUUUUUUUCUAUGAUGGGAAUUUUGGCUUUUCA